This is a messenger RNA of Cotesia glomerata, 3054 nucleotides long. RefSeq lists its product as uncharacterized. Gene Ontology annotation, molecular function: nucleic acid binding. Gene Ontology annotation, biological process: DNA integration. Bases 1 to 3054 code for a protein of 1017 amino acids. The transcript is spliced from 2 exons. NCBI's taxonomy places the organism in Eukaryota, Metazoa, Arthropoda, Insecta, Hymenoptera, Braconidae. The record is from RefSeq and is a predicted model, not a curated record.
AUGUAUCAUGCAUUCAUGGCAGAAUAUAUUCAACUAGGACACAUGGUACGAGUUCCAAUCAACGAAUUGCCCGCAAACGCUUACUUCUUGCCUCACCAUGGGGUAUUGAAGCUUGAUAGUGCCACUACGAAACUCCGCACAGUGUUCAAUGGUUCCUGUGCAACAUCUACAGGAAUUUCAUUGAAUGAUAUUCUUCACGCAGGACCCAAAACGCAAAUUGACAUUUUUGACGUGAUGUUGAGAAUCCGCUGCAAUAAAAUUCUAUUCGCUACUGACAUCACCAAGAUGUUCAGACAGAUUGAGGUCGACUCUCUUGAUUGGCCGCUUCAGUGCAUUCUCUGGACAGAUGAGAAUGACCUGGUAGACGCUUACUGUCUCAAGACAGUCACAUACGGAACCGCUAGUGCACCUUUUGACGCUGUACGUGUGCUCAUUCAACUUGUGAAGGAUGAAGGACACCGCUUUCCGCUAGCUGUUGCUCCAAUGUUGAAAACACGCUACGUAGAUGAUAUCUACGGUGGAGCAGACAACGAAGAAGACGCUAUCAAGGCUGCAGUACAAACAAAAGCUCUGUGUGCAGCAGGCUGCUUCCCGCUUGCCAAAUGGGCUAGCAAUAGCCCACGGUUACUCGCUGAAGUCGCUCCAGAAAAGCAGCUGGAUACACCGCUUAAAGAAAUCAGUGAUGCACCAGUAAAAGUCCUGGGCAUGUACUGGAAUUCACGCACUGACGCUCUCCAGUUCAAGUACACGCUACCGCCAGAUACGCCUAAGACAAAGAGAGCUAUUUUGUCUGAAAUCGCUAAACUGUAUGAUCCGCUAGGACUUCUCGCACCAAUAGUCGUCAAAGCCAAGAUCUUUAUGCAAAAUCUGUGGCUAGAUAGAGUGUCAUGGGAUGAACAAUUGUCACCAUCACUCAUUCACAAAUGGACUGGAUACCGCGAGGAUCUUCGAAACAUCGAAUCCAUCCGCAUUCCACGCUGGAAUAAUAUAGCACCUGGAGCAACUAUGGAAUUGCACGGGUUCUCAGACGCUUCGCAAAACGCUAUGGCUGCCGCUGUUUAUUUGAGAGUCACUGACGCUGAUGGGAACACAAAGGUCUCACUUCUGUGUUCAAAAACGCAAGUAGCACCGCUGAAGACCAUGACAAUCCCACGCUUGGAAUUAUCUGCCGCAUGGUUGCUAACACAACUGAUACUUCAUGUUAAAGAAGUUCAGUCGCUUGAAAAUGUCAGGAUCAAUCUCUGGACUGACUCCGCCGUGACUCUCGCAUGGAUUAAAAGUCCAGCAAUCCGCUGGAAGACAUUCGUCCGCAAUAGAGUGGGAAAAAUCCAAGAAACGCUUCGAGAUGUCUCCUGGAAAUUCAUUCCAGGAAAACAAAACCCCGCUGACUGCGCUUCAAGAGGUAUACCUACGCUAAAACUGAAACAACACGCUCUCUGGUGGCAUGGACCAACUUGGCUUCAUGAACCAGAAUCCUCUUGGCCCACUCUUGAGCCUCCAACCGACAACGCAACGCAUCGAGAAGAACGCCAAGGUCUGACAUUACUGUUUCCAUUACUUAGGAAGCUCAGCAUCUGGCAUCGUGUCAACGACCGCUUUAAAAGAGUUCCACAAUCUUCGCUGGCCUACCCGCUUACUCCAUCAGACCUGGAGCGCGCUAAAUUGACCUUGAUUAAGUUCACUCAAGGACAAUACUUCGCUAGAGAGAUUCACACGCUACAAGAUGGUGAUGGUCUGCCUAAAAAUAACAGCAUCACUAAGCUGACUCCGUUCAUCGACCAUCAGGGGGUCCUGAGAGUCGGUGGCCGCUUAAAAAACGCAUUAUUGGACCCAGAAGAGAAGCAUCCAGCAAUACUGCCGAGACAUUCACCGCUUACAUCAAUAUUGAUUGAUGAUUCGCACCGCAAAACGCUUCACGGAGGUACUCAGCUCACGCUCGCUGAAUUACGCAAAGCUGUCUGGAUCAUUGGAGGCCGUGUUCCAGUCAGAUCCUUUAUUCUACGCUGUGUAAUUUGCACGAGACAUCGUGGAGAACGCGCUCAACAGCUGAUGGGUCAACUACCUGCCGCACGAGUACAGCCAACUCGAGCCUUUUUGCAUACAGGACUCGAUUAUGCUGGACCCAUCACGCUAAAAACGUUUCAAGGACGUGGAGCAAAAACAUACAAAGGCUGGAUUGCUGUCUUUGUAUGCAUGUUCAGCUCAGCUGUUCAUCUAGAGCUAGUCACUGACUACACCGCUGCCGCUUUCAUCGCCGCUUAUCGCCGCUUCACUAGUCGCCGAGGUAUCUGCCACACGCUAUAUUCUGACUGUGGAACCAAUUUCGUAGGAGCAGAAAAAGAGCUGAAACGACUAUUCGCAGCAGGAUCCCGCACAUUACGAGAAUUAUCAAGUCUGAUCGCGCAAGAUGGCACGAACUGGAAAUUCAAUCCGCCUGGAGCUCCACAUUUUGGAGGAAAAUGGGAAGCCGCUGUGAAAUCUAUUAAAUUUCACCUCCGAAGAACAAUCGGAGACUCGCUAUUGACGCUUGAGCAGUAUUCGACGCUACUGGCUCAAAUUGAAGCCAUAUUGAAUUCCAGACCGCUUACACCGCUUAAUGAAGAUCCUGCUGACCUGGCUGUAUUAACUCCAGGUCAUUUCUUAAUCGGACAGUCAUUGACCGCAGUCCCAGAGCCAUCGCUGACAGAUUUACAACCUGCUCGGCUCUCGCACUGGGAACAAGUCCAGCAAAUGGUGCAACAUUUCUGGAAACGCUACUACCAGGACUGUAUCUACCGCUACCAGGCCAUUUCAAAGUGGCAUCAUCAACGCAACCAGAUCAAAGUGGGUUCAGUUGUACUGAUCACCACUGAGGAUCUUCCGCCAACCAAGUGGCCAUUAGCCAAAGUGAUUGCUGUCCAUCCAGGAGCAGAUGGACAAAUCCGCGUGGUAACUGUGAAGACAGUUAACACAGAGCUGGUACGCCCAAUUACAAAGCUUUGUGUCUUGCCACUGACGCAUGAAGAGGAUGAUCUUGUCGACGCAGCCGCCAACGCCGGGGAGAAUGUUCAGUGA